Messenger RNA from Umbelopsis ramanniana AG, 1383 nucleotides. RefSeq lists its product as uncharacterized. The transcript has a single exon. Gene Ontology annotation, molecular function: RNA helicase activity; nucleic acid binding; ATP binding. The record is from RefSeq and is a predicted model, not a curated record. Bases 1 to 1383 code for a protein of 460 amino acids. Lineage: Eukaryota; Fungi; Mucoromycota; Umbelopsidomycetes; Umbelopsidales; Umbelopsidaceae.
AUGUCGUUGUUCACUGGAAUUCAGCAAGGCUUACUGUGCGCAAAACCAAUAAGUAGCACCAUACUGAACCAGCAACGGAUCUUGCUUAGAUUUCAACGUUUAAAUAUAUUCUCCCUUCGACAUUAUACCAGUGAAUGUCAAAGUUUUGAACAGCUGGGAAUCAGCAAACCUGUUUGCGAACGCUUGAAUCAAAACUUCGGCAUAACCAAGCCAACAAAUGUUCAGUGCCAGCUUAUACCAAGCAUUCUAUCUGGGAGUGAUGUCCUUUUGAAGGACUCGACUGGAACUGGCAAAUCAUUUGCUAUUGCAAUGGCUCUAGCUGCUGUUAGCGAACGUAACCGCCCAUCAAUGUACCUGGCACCUAACCGAGAAUUAGCAUUACAAGUCAGCGAAUGGAUGGAAAGGAUAUCCACCGACGUUCCUGUCCGUUUAGAAAUAGCUGGUGAACAAGAAAGUUUACGUGAAAUGGUCGAUGUGACUGCCUCUUCUUUAACGGUUGGUACCGCAUCCCACAUCUGGUCUCUUAUCAAGGAAGGCAGGCUUCAAACGGACAAUUGGAAAACUAUUGCUGUUGAUGAAGCAGACCAUGCAUUUCGUCUACCAGGUCGAUUUGCAAAUCGGAAAAAGAAAUGGAAUCGACUGGCGCAUCCAAAACCCGCGGAAUGUAUCUUGGACAAUAUCAUUACAUCACAAGAAUCCAAGCCCCAGAUCAUUAUAUCUUCUGCUACCAUUAAUAGACCACUUCGACAUUGGUUGCUACAAAAGAAAUGGAUAAUAGAUCCCAAAUACAUUGACGGUAACUCCAAAGUUCCCGCGACAGCUAAUGUAAAGCACCAUUGUAUAGUUGUGUCGUCCGACCAAGUACGCAACAUCCAGACAACGCUAAGCGACCACGAAAACGAGGAGACGCGAGAUCUCGACUCAGACGAUACGACUGGUACACAGCAGGAUGUUGAUGACAGUAUGAUGGAGUGCCUGGAAACUUUGUGUGACAUCGAGCCCGUCAGUCAAGGGAUCAUUUUUGUCCAAAACGAUGGUUCGUUUAAGAAAGUCCUUCACAGAUUACAGCAAAGCGGCAUCAAGGCCAUCCCUCUGUACAAUUUAAUAUCGAAAGGUGAAAAGGCACAAUUCUAUGUAGCAACAGCAAUGGCUGGACGAGGUAUAGACUUGCAAGAUAUCUCUCACAUUUUCAUCGUCGGAUUUCCAGAUUCUAUUGGCGACUACAAACAUAUGGCGGGAAGACUAGGAAGGCUCGGUCAGUCAACUCAAUCAGAUCCUAAAGUAAUGACGCUAGCGAAGGACUGCAAAUACAUCGAAAGUAAAGCUGCCAAAAUGUUUAAGCUAAUGGAAACAACUAUCACAAAAUACGAAUUAAUUCAAUGA